This is a messenger RNA of Lodderomyces elongisporus, 3915 nucleotides long. RefSeq lists its product as uncharacterized. Lineage: Eukaryota; Fungi; Ascomycota; Pichiomycetes; Serinales; Debaryomycetaceae. The transcript has a single exon. The coding region runs from base 1 to 3915 and encodes 1304 amino acids. The record is from RefSeq and is a predicted model, not a curated record.
AUGAGCGAUGACGCGAGGAAACUUGAGGAUGAGCUUUACAAGUACGUCUUGAAAGUGGUUCUCUUGGAAUACUCGAAUGAAGUACGAUUUAGAACACCCAUCAUAUCGGCAGCAAGUCAAAGGAAUCUAGCAGCUACACUUCCGAAAAGAAACUCUUUAUUGGAAUCAAAACUACCCAGCUAUGUUAUGAAAAAUUUAAAGAUAAAAUUGCAAGAUAUUAUGACUAAAAAGAUAAAUAUCGCGGAUGAUAAGUUGCGAAGAACCUUGUUGCGACUCUAUGGCGAUCUACUUGAUUCAAAAAGCGAGAAUGAGUUGAGAAACAUUGAUUUUUUAGUGCCCAAGUUUGCAGCAUAUGCCAACCAGGAGUUAAGGAAAUUGGGGCUACUGAAGGAUGAUGAUGUGAGCAAAGGUGUCUUUCAGCAGACAUCGGAGUUUAUCGACAUUAUUAUCAAUAUUUUAAAAACCAAAAAGGAUCCAGAUGCAAAUGUACUUGCUAAACUUAAUGAGUGCAAAAAUGAGUUCCAUGGCCGUCGAGCGAAACUUGAAAGGCCCGAGGAGUUAAAAUACCCUUCCAAGCCAUAUCGAGUAGACGAUAUGAAUGAAAGACUCUUACAAAUUGUGCAAACUUUGUUCAACGUUAACAAUACAAAAAUUCAAACCGACGUAUUCAAAUAUAAGGACAUUGCACUAACACAUUGUCUCUAUAAUGAUGUCGAUAGAUUAUGCAGUAUGCGUCAACAUGAUGAUAGUAAUGAUGUAAGCAACUAUAGUGACGGUGACGAUGACGAUAACAGUGAAUACGAUUAUUUGAAUGAGGACGCUUUAGCAGCAUGGAGAAAGCGGUGUGGUAUUCUCAAGUCGCAAGUUCAAAACAGGUACAAGAUUGUCAAAUCAACAAAUACCAGCUUACCAGCAAUGCCGUCAAAUGAAAAAUAUUAUGUGGUUCCUAUAAAUAGGCGACAGUUAUUUAUUGAACUAACACGAUUGGUAAUGAGCAAGGAAUAUGAUCAGGAUGGAAUAGAAAAGAAGAACAGUAGCAAAAACAACAACAACAACAACAACAACAAUGAUAACAACAACAACAAUAACAACAAUAACAACAACAAUGACGAGACAAGGCGGGGAAUUUUGGAUCCAUCCUAUCAAGAUUUUUUGAAUAUUGUAGCACGCGUUUGGCUUAUAGAUUAUCCAACUAGAGCUGUAGCAUUGUACUAUGCUGGACAUGUAAACAACGUGUUCACACUAGUCGACACAGAUCCAUCUAAAGGAUUAAAAAAUACGCAAGGCAUUGAUUUGGAAACAAGCACGAGUGCCAUGGAAGAGUGCCAGAAUAUAAUCAAGGAUGGUGAUAUGAAUUGGAAUGAAAAGAGAUUAUGGAACAUUGAGGACCAAAAAUUAUGGACAGAAUGCUUGCUUCUUUCAUAUAACAUUCUAUUCACGUCCCUCAAAGGAUGUCUCCUGAACCUCUUUGAUGAGACUCGAUCAAUCAAAUUUAACCCAUAUUUGCAAUUUCUUGGCGAAUAUAUCGAGUCUGAUAUUUUAUUCAGCACCAAAGACACAAAGGAAUUGACUUUGAAAUGGGAGAAACGACUAACAAAAACUUUGAUAAAAGCGUCUGGAAAACGAUAUGAAACUUAUUUGAGAAAACUACCCCGAGAUGAUAACCUAAAUGUAUUGCAUCUUUUGAAUAUCUGCGAUGCCAUCACGAGUGAUAUCAAGAAACUACAAAAGAAGUAUAAGAACCCUUUUUUGGGAUUCUUGCAUAUUGGAAGAACGGUGGCCUCAGUCACUACUGGUAUGUUUGCCAAUGAUGCAAAGGUGAUUUUCGAUCACAUUGAAAAACUCGCGGCAAAGCACAAUGAGCGGAUUCUGACAGCAGAUGCUCUAGAAAUUUAUCAGCUGCUACGAGAAAUACGCGAUAUUUUCAACCAAGUGAUUGAAAAGAACGCAAAAUUUGCAUUCCCUCUAGAAAGGACUUUUUACAAAUACCUUGACGCCUGGGUUGAGGAAUCAAAUGAAAAGUUGUUGUCUAUUGUUCAGGAGGCACUAAAUAAAGACGAUUACGAGCCUAUUGAAGUUGAAAAUAAUGGCAAUGAUGGCAUCAACAAUAGCAACUGGAAAAAUAGUAGAGCUGUGCUUGAUAUUGUUACAAUUAUAAAACAGUUUAUCACCCUAUUGAAGAAGCAAAAUUGGGGCGAUGAAGUACAGCUUGCCGAAGUGUAUACGAAGUUAUUGAGGAACAUUUCAAAUUGUGCAAUGCUUUACGCCGCCAAGAUUUCUUCUAAGGUUAACGAAGAGCUUUUAUCGACAAAUACCAAAAGUGACACGGACGAAUUGCAAUCACAACAACGAGAAAAGAAAUUGAACUGGCUCGAUGAAGUCAAGAAUGUUGUUAGCAAUAUUCAAAACUUUGCAAAAUCGCCACCUGAAGUUGUAUUUAAUUUUGAACCACAAACAUGUGUGGCUUUGAAUAAUGUUUCAGCAAUGAUGCAGAACUUGGCAAGGUUGGAGGAGCUGAUCGAUCCAGAGAGAAUAUCACAAACAUUAUUAAAACACAAUAGGAAAAUGGACGGUGGAUCGCUUCAUCAUGUUUUCACUAUAAGAAUAGUUAAGGGAGAAAAUCUACUUCUCUCGAAGGAUACUGGUUUUGGUAAAUUGAAUCCAUACGUCUCGCUUGUUGAUGUUGGUAAAAAAGUGGCUAUUGCGCGAACCCGUGCUAUUAAGAGAACUUCGGACCCAGAUUGGGACGAAGAGUUUGAGAUCUCGACACCAGUAAAUACAACACUCGAGCUAUCGGCAAUUGUAUGGAGCGAUUCUUUUGGUCAGCAUCAGAUGUGUGGCAAAUCUCUUUUCGAGCUAGAUCCAAAAAAAUUUAAGCACAAUGGUUUUCCGGAAGAAAUAACAUUGAAUUUGGACUUACUGGGAAGAUUAGUGUUGGAAGUUUCAGUAGAAACGGAAACUAUGGAUGCCAUGUUUGUUAUGGGACGGAGCUAUAGAUCGCUUAAGCGAGUUGAAAUGCGAUCAGCAAAAUUGAUGGUGGAGAAGUUUUCGGGCUUCAUUGAAAACUGUUUCUCCAGAGCAAACUUGAAAGCAGUGUGCGGCAAAGGACAACCUGCUAUAUCUGAAUUCGAGGCUUCAAUUGAAAACUUGUGUGACUACUUAAAUCUAAACUUAAGUGUGUUAAAACAAUACCUUUGCGACGACAUUUUUAUGGAAGUCAUGAUUGCAACGUGGAAAGUGGUUAUCAAGUAUGCUGAUCAACUUAUGUUGCCUAAAUUGUCCAAAGCGAAAGCAGAUGUUGUUGACUCUAAUAGUUGGCAAUCCAUGUCGACCAAACUCGCGCUGGUUUCAUUGACAACAAUGAAUAUGUUUGGAAUCAAUAGUCCGCUUUCUGCGAUAGAAGUGGAAACUGUUUUGCGUUGGCUCGAUUUGCUUAUGGAAUUCUUUCAUAAUGAAGGCAAUGGACCACCAUUGGAGGAAUUAAAGACUGACGAAUACCAAGCUCUUUUGCUCAUCCCUGCAUUCCAUGAUCAAAAUGACGAAGUUUUAAUUGACGAAGUGGAAAGGUUGUCACCCGCUUAUAUGCAAAUGCUUGUUAGUCGUAAUGCUGUGAGUUUAACCACCAAGGAGUCGGAUGGUUUUUUGAAAAGGGCCGGAAGUCUUUCGCGAAGCAAAACCAUAUAUGCUAAUUCAACUGCCAAAAACAGAGCUCAAGCAGCAAAAGACACUUUGGAAGCAAAAGCAGAUCCUCAUGCAAGUAUGAUCUUAAAAGAAGAUAUCAUAUUACGAGUUCUACUAGCACGCGGCAGAAAAGAUUUUGUGCGUACACGUUUAAAUCAGAGAACCAAAAUUGCAUACAGUUUAGCCACGGAGCGAAUGGCAAGAUUGGCCGCUGAAGGAAGUCGCCAUUAUUGA